This is a messenger RNA of Ostertagia ostertagi, 465 nucleotides long. The record is from the annotation of a GenBank genome assembly. NCBI's taxonomy places the organism in Eukaryota, Metazoa, Nematoda, Chromadorea, Rhabditida, Trichostrongylidae.
AUGGAUGGAUCGUUGUCACGAGCUGUUGCAGCUGCAGCUCGUUAUGUUGCCGACUCCAACAUUGACAACACCGCCCUCUUCGAAGACUCCUUGAAAGUACUUAUACGUCACUUAGAUGGAGUGGAGGUCACCGGAAGAUUAUCUCUUUCCAAUCAGUUCCUCACCGAAUUGCUAGACUACAGUCCACACAUUCUUUCGGCCAACACUUCAAGUGCACCGACUAGGUCAAAGCUUCUACGACUUCUCUUUAGCUUAGCUCUAUACAAUGUGAGAAUACGACGGUAUCUCUGUGGCGAACUCCAUCUAUGUGGACCUGUUUUUGAGUGCCUGAAGAUGUCGCUGAAAGAGCAACUAGGACCGCAAAAUUUAAUCGACAUUCUUCGGCUGCUACAGGUUCUAACCUACGAAAAAUGUCUGGUUCUCGGAAUAUGGACUAACGAUUUGAUAUCUUUUCUAAUGAGUGAG